AUGGAAAUCAUUAAUAAUUAUUAUAAUGAAUUUAAUCAAUUGAAAACUAGAAAUGCAUCGAUAAGCAAGACUUUUGUAACAACUAAAGAAGAAAUAUUAGAUGAAAUUUUCAGAGACUCUGAUGGAAAAGACAAGGACAUUUCAAUCCAUUUAAUUCAACUUUUUGAGCAAAAAAACAAGGUUAUAAAUAAUACCUUUAUAUUAACUGAAAAUGUGUUAAAGAAAAUAUAUACAGGAAAAGAAUUUAAAAAAGAUGACAACAAAUAUCUUACAAAGCUAAAGAAAGUAUUAGAUAAAGUAAAUAUAACAAAAGUUGAAUUUGAAUUAUUGUUCAAGAUGAAACAUACUAGCAAUAACGAAUUUUAUCAGAAUGAAAUAAGAACUUUGGAACAAGAUUUAAAGAAUCUUGAUGUCGAUUUUCCUAAUGAUUUAAAAGAUUUAAAGGUUCCUUUAAAGAAGUUUGAACUAAAUUCUUUGAAUCAACACAAUUUUAAUACUUUUUUCACUUCAUCUCCAAUUUGCUCUAUACAAUUCAACUAG
This is a messenger RNA of Rhizophagus irregularis DAOM 181602=DAOM 197198, 540 nucleotides long. The record is from RefSeq and is a predicted model, not a curated record. Lineage: Eukaryota; Fungi; Glomeromycota; Glomeromycetes; Glomerales; Glomeraceae.